Messenger RNA from Teleopsis dalmanni, 831 nucleotides. Its product is annotated as putative nuclease HARBI1. The record is from RefSeq and is a predicted model, not a curated record. NCBI's taxonomy places the organism in Eukaryota, Metazoa, Arthropoda, Insecta, Diptera, Diopsidae. Bases 1 to 786 code for a protein of 261 amino acids. The transcript has 2 exons.
AUGCAUGGAAUCCAUAAGUCAAUUGUAUGCCGCACAAUUCACAGAGUAUUAGACGCUGUUAUCAACAAAAUGCUUAAUGCAACUAUAUGCUGGCCGCCUAAUACUUAUGAAAUUGCGCAGCAUUUCUUUGAAAUUGGUGGUUUUCCUCAGGUUGCGGGUUGUAUUGAUGGUACAAUGAUAAACAUUGAUGCCCCAAUGGAAAAUGAGGCGCAGUUUGUAAAUAGACAUGGAAAACAUGCCCUAAAUGCAAUGAUGGUGUGUGGUCCUGACCGUAGCUAUUACGCCAUAAAUUGUUCUUGGCCUGGAAGUGUGCAUGACUCCAGAGUGUUGAGAAAUUCACAGCUGUUUAAUAAUUUCGAGUCUGGUUUUCGUCCAUUUCCUGGCGCAGUACUACUUGGUGAUAGUGCUUACCCAUUGAAGGAUUGGCUAAUUCCUCCUUUGCGAAAUAAUCCAACUAUUCCACGAGAGCAGAGAUUUAACAGAUCACAUAAAACUACAAGAAGAAUUGUUGAAAACAGCUUUGGAAUACUUAAAGAGAAAUUUCCUUGCCUCAAUCACUUACGCCUACAACCUGAAAUUGCUGCAAAAGUUAUUUUAACUUGCUGCAUACUACACAAUGUGGCCAUAAAGGCAAUAAGCAGCACAACUAUGGCUGACUUCAGUGACAUUGUUUCAAUAAAUGCAGAGGAUGCAGAGGAAGCUGAAAAUGAACACGUGGAGGAGGUCUUUGAAGUUACACCGGGAGCGGCUAAUAGACUUCAAUCAUUAUUAGCUUUAUUUGACUAGCAUAAAUUUCCAUAAUAAGAUCCAUGAAUUUUUAUAAGUUUAAAA